Alligator sinensis (Chinese alligator) is the source of this 975-nucleotide messenger RNA. RefSeq names its product olfactory receptor 1009-like. NCBI's taxonomy places the organism in Eukaryota, Metazoa, Chordata, Crocodylia, Alligatoridae. Gene Ontology annotation, cellular component: membrane. Bases 1 to 975 code for a protein of 324 amino acids. The transcript has a single exon. Gene Ontology annotation, molecular function: olfactory receptor activity; G protein-coupled receptor activity. The record is from RefSeq and is a predicted model, not a curated record. Gene Ontology annotation, biological process: G protein-coupled receptor signaling pathway.
AUGGAGAAAGGAAAAGGGAGCAAUCAAACAUUUAUUAUGGAACUCACCCUCCUGGGAUUUGGGAAUGCCCCUGACUUGCAGGCUUUUCUCUCCCUCAUGUUUCUUAUGAUUUACAUUGUGACCAUAGCUGGGAAUAUUUUAAUUGUUGUCUUGGUUGUGAUUGAUAAUCAUCUUCAUACCCCCAUGUACUUCUUCCUGGGCAACUUGUCCUGCUUGGAGACCUGCUACACCUCUACCAUCCUGCCCAGGAUGCUGGCUGCCUUCCUGACUGGGGACAGGACCAUCUCUGUUAGGGGCUGCAUUACUCAAAUGUAUUUCUUUGGUUGUCUGGCAACUACAGAGUGUUACCUCCUAGCUGUGAUGUCUUAUGACCGGUACUUAGCAAUAUGUAAACCACUGCUCUAUGCAGCCCUGAUGAAUAGCAGGGGAUGUGUCCAUCUAACAGCUGGGUCCUGGAUAGGAGGAUUAAUAAGUUCUCUAAUAAUAACAUAUUUCACAUCACAAUUAACUUUCUGUGGCCCCAAUGAGAUUGAUCACUUCUUUUGUGAUUUAACGCCAAUACUACAGCUCUCCUGCAGUGAUACCAGGUUGGUCAUGUUUGUUAGUUUUGUAGUCUCUUCCCUAGCUGCAGUUUUCCCAUUUAUGUUAACCGUGGCAUCCUAUAUCUGUAUCAUAGUUGCCAUUUUGAGAAUUCCCUCUUCCACUGGAAGGCAGAAGGCAUUUUCUACUUGCUCCUCUCACCUCAUUGUGGUGACAGUUUUCUACAGUACCCUAUUGAUUGUGUACAUGAUACCCAAUACCAACACCCUGAGAGACCUGAACAAAGUGUUCUCUGUCUUCUACACGGUUCUCACACCUCUUGUGAAUCCGCUAAUUUAUAGCCUGAGAAACAAAGAGGUGCAAGUGGCACUGGCAAGAACCAUUGGUAGAUUUAUAAACUCCACAAAGAAGUCACGUUUAAUUAAGGGAGGAUAA